Molecule: messenger RNA, 1386 nt
Organism: Ilex paraguariensis (yerba mate)
Lineage: Eukaryota; Viridiplantae; Streptophyta; Magnoliopsida; Aquifoliales; Aquifoliaceae
Source: the annotation of a GenBank genome assembly
AUGGACCGAUCCGUUUUCUUCACAUUCAAUUCAAGACGGAAACUAUAUAUAUGCAUUACCCGCAUUUCUGAUCGGGAAAUCCGCCACUCGCCCUUGCCUCGCGUGUCCCCACGCACCAAAGACUUUACCCAAAAGCCCAUGGGCCCCACCUAGGAAACCACAACGUGAUCAACACGCGUGUGUGGAAUCGAGUUCAACGCGCUUUUUGGGACAAAUUUUGCCCUAGUCGCCUUGCUAAUCCCUCUCUCUAUAAUCGACUAUGAAUCGCCUGCAACUCCGAUCGUCUCUUUGGAUUCGAUUUCGGUCCCUUUUCUCUCUUAUUGAUUUUGGCUAACUCGAUAUGGAACCUAUGGAUAUAGUUGGGAAGACGAAAGAGGAUGCUUCACUCCCUAAAGCAACUAUGACUAAAAUCAUUAAGGAGAUGUUGCCUCCGGAUGUGCGUGUUGCAAGAGAUACUCAAGAUCUUUUGAUCGAAUGUUGUGUAGAGUUUAUCAAUCUUAUUUCAUCAGAGUCUAAUGAAGUUUGUGGCAAAGAAGAGAAAAGGACAAUUGCACCAGAGCAUGUACUCAAGGCAUUAGAGGCAAGUUAUGACCACAAAUUGAGCCUGGGAUCUUAUUGUGAAUCAAUCGGAAGUUGGAGAUGUUCGCUGAGGCUUUGGCAACUGGCAGAGCUUUAUCUCCUUUUUUUUAACUGUGCAGCAGGGCUUUAUAUCUGCUUUUGUACACGUGAGACAUAAGAAACAGUAGUACUGCAUUUUUAUUUGCCCGAUGGGUAGCAAUUAGUUCAUAUGUGUGACAAACAUAAUUUCUCUUUCUGUUGUAUUGAAUUUGUGUCUAUGAACUUGGAUCUCUCAGUGUAUUUCCAUACGUGACGAUCUCUCUGCCAGGUUCUUGGUUUUGGGGAAUACAUUGAAGAAGUCUAUGCUGCAUAUGAACAACACAGGCUUGAGACUAUGGACUCUGUAAGAGGUGUGAAGUUGAGCAAUGUAGCCGAGAUGACCGAAGAAGAAGCACUGGCUGAGCAGCAGAGGAUGUUUGCUGAGGCACGUGCGAGAAUGAAUGGCAGUGCCAUGGUCCCCAAACAAGCAGACCCGAAACCCGAGCCAAGUUUGAAUAGUUAACUUAGGGCUGUUCUUUUCUUGAACUGUAGGCAAGCAUCCUUACUCUUCCAUGUGCUUUUAUCUCAUAUAUAUAUCGUGUACAAAAAGGCCUUGGCUAGUGCUCUGGCGUGUGUCAACUCCAGCUUAGUCUUUACUCUUUGAAUUAUGUCUAUAUAUGUUGGCUGUAAUUAAUGUGAUUUUGUUCAACUUUACCUUCAUUUGAGAAUGAUGAUGGUCUUGUCUUCUUUUCUCACUCGUUUAAAAUUUAUAUACCAAGUUUGAUCAGG